GAGAAGUUAAUUCAAGUCGAAAACGAACGUGAUUUAUUGAAAUUUGCAUAUCAAAAUCUGGACAAGAACACACCGGCCAAAUCUAUAAUUAAUGAGCCCCUUAAACAAAAAAGCAAUCAAAGCAACGGAAAUGCUAAUUUAGACAUAAAUAUACAAAGUACCGACUUAAACAAAGAAAACAACAGAUCAUUGUACAUCCCCUUGCCUGUAACACCUCCCAAUGGUGUACUUUUAAAAUCAGUAAAUAAUUUAACUGAUAGCAUGUCCGAUGAGUCGUUCAAGCCAAGAAACCACAACAAGCUUUCCGAAUCCUAA
Molecule: messenger RNA, 315 nt
Organism: Paramuricea clavata
Lineage: Eukaryota; Metazoa; Cnidaria; Anthozoa; Malacalcyonacea; Plexauridae
Source: the annotation of a GenBank genome assembly